AUGAGAUAUAAGGCCAAGAAUAAUGUGGUGUCCCGCUACCAGCAGAACAGCUACAAUUGCAUCAUGAAACUUGCCAUCAUCUUCCUUUGUCUGGGCAUCGCCAGUUGUUUUGUUUUUCAUUUUACCAUCUACAGAAUAUCUUCCAAAAAUGUUGAAAUCAUGUCGUUUAAAAACAAAGUUGACUAUGUUGCUCGUAGUGUUUAUGGACUUGCUGUAAAAUCUGAAAAUUUAAAGAAUUGUCCAGAAAGUGAAAAAAAGGCAGUGCUGCGAUGUCUAAUUAAGGACCUCCACCAGUACUUGAGCUUACUCUCAGUUGAUAUUAACUGUACAUUGGAGGAGAUUUAUGAACUCCUGGAAAUUCCUCUUAGUCUCCUUAACAUACUGACAUCAAAGACAUUUGAAGUCAUUUCAGUCGAACAAGUGGACGUUCUUGUGAAAUCUGUUUGCACUCUAUCGGAAGGACUCCUGGCAAGUGUUGGAGUUCUUCUGAAAUCAAGUUUACAGACAAUAGAAAAUACUUUGGGUUUGUUAGCUGUUCCAGCCUCCAUUAUAUCUUCUCUUCACGAUAAUAUUGCAGAUGUCCUUAGCGGUCUUACUACUACAGUUCUUGGAAAUGCUCUUGGUUUAGUUGGUGGUUUGACCAAUUUAGGCGCUCUUAGUAGUUUGACCAAUGUAGGUGGAGGUCUUUUGGGAGGUGGUCUUUUGAAUGUUUUCGGAGGUUAACCAAAAGGUACUUCAAAUUACCCCAAAGGCAUGCAAUCAUAAGAUUUCAUUUCUCUCCAAUGAGCUUCUCUAUCAAUCAUUAAAAAUAUUUGCAUACUUUUCUUUUGGGAUGAAAAAAUCUUAUCUGAA
Hyla sarda is the source of this 852-nucleotide messenger RNA. RefSeq lists its product as uncharacterized. The record is from RefSeq and is a predicted model, not a curated record. NCBI's taxonomy places the organism in Eukaryota, Metazoa, Chordata, Amphibia, Anura, Hylidae. The transcript is spliced from 11 exons. Bases 1 to 723 code for a protein of 240 amino acids.